This is a messenger RNA of Drosophila biarmipes, 2504 nucleotides long. RefSeq names its product elongation factor G, mitochondrial (gene mEFG1). Gene Ontology annotation, cellular component: mitochondrion. NCBI's taxonomy places the organism in Eukaryota, Metazoa, Arthropoda, Insecta, Diptera, Drosophilidae. The transcript has 4 exons. Bases 87 to 2324 code for a protein of 745 amino acids. Gene Ontology annotation, molecular function: GTP binding; translation elongation factor activity; GTPase activity. The record is from RefSeq and is a predicted model, not a curated record. Gene Ontology annotation, biological process: mitochondrial translational elongation.
UCGAUAACGGUCUUGUUUUUGUUUUGCCCAACACGAGCGCGUGUUUUCCAUUUAAAUUUGUAAUUAUCAAUAAAAACCAGGCCGGGAUGUCGCUUAUUACCCGUUUGCUGACCGGGAACAACGCCCUGCGUCUGCGGGCCUUGGAAACUUUGGGCAGGGCCGGCUACAGUUCGCAUGCCAAGUUCUCGGAGCACAAGCCCAUCGAGAAGAUCCGGAACAUAGGAAUCUCGGCGCACAUAGACAGUGGCAAGACAACGCUGACGGAGAGAAUUCUCUUUUACACCGGAAGAAUUGCGGAGAUGCACGAAGUGCGGGGAAAGGACAACGUGGGGGCCACUAUGGACAGCAUGGAGCUGGAGCGACAGCGGGGCAUCACCAUCCAAUCGGCAGCCACAUAUACCCUGUGGAAGGACACCAACAUCAAUAUUAUCGACACCCCGGGACAUGUGGACUUCACGGUGGAGGUGGAGCGCGCCCUUCGAGUCUUGGAUGGCGCCGUUCUGGUUUUGUGCGCCGUGGGCGGAGUUCAGAGUCAGACCCUGACUGUCAACCGGCAGAUGAAGCGAUACAAUGUCCCCUGCCUGGCCUUCAUCAACAAGCUGGAUCGUCUGGGCUCCAAUCCCUACCGGGUGCUGUCCCAAAUGAGGUCCAAGAUGAACCACAAUGCAGCCUUCAUUCAACUGCCCAUUGGUGUGGAGAGCAACUGCAAGGGCAUUAUCGAUUUGGUGCGCGAAAGAGCCAUUUACUUCGAGGGCGACCAUGGGAUGGACAUAAGGCUAGACGAAAUCCCACAGGAUAUGCGGGUGGAAAGCCAGGAGCGAAGGCAGGAGCUCAUCGAACACUUGUCCAAUGCCGACGACAAGUUCGGCGAACUUUUCCUUGAAGAAAAACCCUUCACGGAAGAUGACAUCAAGGCUGCCUUGAGGAGAACCUGUAUCAGCAGAACCUUUACUCCUGUUCUGGUAGGCACAGCACUGAAAAACAAGGGUGUCCAGCCCCUGUUAGAUGCCGUACUGGAGUACCUGCCCAAUCCCGGGGAAGUGGAGAAUCUGGGCUUCAUAGAAAAGGAGGGGGAGGAGCCGGAGAAAAUAGUCUUGAACCCCGCCCGCGACGGCAAGGAUCCCUUUGUGGGAUUGGCCUUCAAACUGGAAGCUGGACGCUUCGGUCAACUAACCUACCUCAGGUGCUACCAAGGAGUUCUUCGGAAGGGUGACAACAUCUUCAAUGCCCGCACCAAUAAGAAAGUGAGAAUCGCUCGCCUGGUUCGCCUCCACUCAAAUCAAAUGGAGGAUGUCAACGAGGUGUAUGCCGGCGAUAUAUUUGCUUUGUUCGGAGUGGAUUGCGCCUCUGGAGACACCUUUACCACCAAUCCCAAGAACAACCUGGCCAUGGAAUCCAUCUUCGUGCCCGAACCCGUUGUCUCGAUGGCAAUCAAGCCGAACAAUACCAAGGACAGAGAUAAUUUCUCAAAGGCCAUUGCCAGGUUCACCAAAGAGGAUCCCACAUUCCACUUCUUUUUCGACAACGAUGUGAAGGAAACUCUCGUUUCCGGAAUGGGUGAACUGCAUUUGGAGAUCUACGCCCAGAGAAUGGAGAGGGAGUAUGGCUGCCCAGUGACGCUGGGAAAGCCAAAGGUAGCAUUUAGAGAAACCUUGGUUGGACCCUGUGAGUUCGAUUACCUGCACAAGAAGCAAUCGGGAGGAUCGGGCCAGUAUGCCAGGAUUAUAGGAGUCAUGGAGCCACUGCCGCCCAAUCAAAACACCCUGCUGGAAUUCGUGGACGAAACAGUGGGCACUAAUGUGCCGAAACAAUUUAUUCCCGGAGUCGAAAGGGGUUACAGAGAAAUGGCUGAGAAGGGAAUGCUCUCCGGCCACAAGCUAUCUGGCAUUCGAUUCCGCCUGCAAGACGGUGGCCAUCACAUCGUGGACUCCAGUGAGCUGGCCUUCAUGCUGGCAGCCCACGGUGCAAUCAAAGAGGUCUUCCAAAACGGCAGCUGGCAAAUCCUAGAGCCCAUUAUGCUGGUUGAGGUCACUGCGCCCGAGGAAUUCCAGGGCGCUGUAAUGGGCCACCUGAGCAAGCGACAUGGUAUUAUCACCGGAACUGAGGGAACCGAGGGCUGGUUUACUGUCUACGCAGAGGUUCCCCUGAAUGACAUGUUCGGCUAUGCGGGAGAACUGAGAUCUAGUACCCAGGGCAAGGGAGAGUUCACUAUGGAGUACUCCAGAUACUCCCCCUGCCUGCCCGAUGUUCAGGAACAGAUUGUGCGUCAAUACCAGGAGUCCCAGGGAUUGGCUCAGCCCGACAAGAAGAAAAAGAAGAACUAAUUUAUAUUCUAGCCCUAGUUCGAACUAUCAUCUCUACCUAUUCGAAAUGUUAUUGUGUCACCGCUAUUUUUGAUUAGUUAAAUUUUACUUCAUACAACAAUCUUCAGUUUCACUGUGAUAAAUCCGACUUGUACAGUGUUUUUGUAUAAUAAAAUAACAAGAAACGAACUUUUAAUAUAA